Messenger RNA from Exserohilum turcica Et28A, 2487 nucleotides. RefSeq lists its product as uncharacterized. The record is from RefSeq and is a predicted model, not a curated record. Gene Ontology annotation, molecular function: zinc ion binding; DNA-binding transcription factor activity, RNA polymerase II-specific; DNA binding. The annotation marks the transcript as partial. Lineage: Eukaryota; Fungi; Ascomycota; Dothideomycetes; Pleosporales; Pleosporaceae. The transcript is spliced from 5 exons. Gene Ontology annotation, biological process: regulation of DNA-templated transcription; DNA-templated transcription.
GACACUCUUAAACGACACAUGGUCGUCCAUAAAUCUGCCGCUUCACCUACAGAUGACGCGGUUGUACGAAAGCACCGACCGCGGGCAGCAAAAGCCUGUUUUUUGUGCGCUCAAUCGAAACUGCGCUGUGAAGGAGAAAACCCUUGUAGGCGAUGCCAGGAGCGAGGAUUACACUGCCGUUUCCCUCAGCAAUCCCGCUUGGAUUCGAGCACGCAUAAGAAGUUGCUUUCUUCGACAAACCCGGUACAUCCCACUACAGCAACCUCUGACAUAGUGGUGUUUUCAGGCUCAACAAAUCAUGAAUCCCAGUCAACGUGCAUAACGCCCCAAGAUUAUAUAGAAGAUAAUUACACUCUCCUGGAUCUAGUCGAGAAUAUGGACCACGCAAAACAGCAAGCAGGACCUAUGCAUAUCAGUACAGGUCCUACAAUCGAAAAUGAAAACAUCAUGUGCGAACCAAGCCCUUUUGAACUUCAAAAUAGUAUUUCUACUAGUUUCCUAGCCGAAGUCAGCUGUACAGACUUUUCGGAUCACUUCAAUCCUGACGACGGGUUAGGAUACUCGUGGGAUGCAUUCAAUCUAGAUGUCUUUAAUUUUGGCACCUUAGAAACUGAGGCUAUAUUUGAGGCGCCAUCAAAUACGGACAACGUGUCAGAGACUAAUGAAGGUCUUUCUCUGAGCGAGAAUGCCUACAAGCAAUCGUUCCUGCUCUGGACGCCAACGGAAGGCGAAACUUGGUUAGCUAAAACUGCAGAUCUCUCUCCCACUCUAGACGGAGAGUUGUCUGCUUGCGUUUCUUCCAAUCCUCAGCAGCAUGCACUUGUGCGCCUCGAGCCAUCUACACGUUAUCGCAUUCUUAGCUCGAUAUUGUCUAUCGCAGGCUCUGCGAACCACCAACGUAUCCUUUCAUCUUUUCCUUCUCUCGAAGUAUUGGAAUAUCUGCUAUCUAGGGAGCUUGCAGAGCACAGCCAAGAAGCAGAUUCUUGGCUCCACAUUCCUAGCUUUGACCCAAACACUGCCUGCACAGAACUGGUCCUUGGCCUUGUUAUUGCCGGUGCGUUCCGUACGGAUCGUGCCAUUUUUCUAAAAUUUGCUCUUGCUUUGCACGAACUUCAUCAACACCUAAUUUCCCGGUUGUUUUACAACGAUGGCCGUAAUGUUCGAUUGCUUGAGCCGAUCCAAUGCUUCGUCCUCAUGAUUCAAGGCGGCCUGUGGAGUGGAAAUAGCCGGCGAAUCGAAAUUUGUGAGGCUCUAUUCAACAUGCCGAUCAACAUGAUGAGAAGGGGAGGCUCUUUACGAGUUCUGGACCCUGAAGGCGUUUCACCCCACCCGAGCGACAGUGACCUGGUUUUGAAGGAGAAGUGGCAUGCAUGGAUUGACUAUGAAUCUAGGAAAAGACUUGCGUUACAUCUGCUCAUACUCAGCACCCAGUACUCAAUGGCCUUCCUGACAUAUCCCCCCUUGACGCACACUGAAAUACACACUAGCCUGCCAGCAGCACGAGCGCUUUGGAACGCGCCCUCAGCUGAGGCAUGGCGGGCAGCCUAUCUCAGCCUUGGUCCUCCAGCGCUGCUGACACUGCAUACGUGCAUUGAAGACCCAAACAGUCUGUCCGCCCUCGGGAACUCGGUGGACACCAAGUACACAACUCUGGCGGUUCUUUGUGGCUUAUGGUUGAACACGUGGCAGUACAAGGAGUACCUAAAGGCACGUGAUGUAACGCCAGGUGCAACGCAAACUAAGCGUGCAUUGAGCACUCAGGCACUCUAUCAGGAAGCUCGAGAAUCCCUAGAGUCCUUUGCCGCGAUUCACACACGGUGGCUUGGUCCGAUGGACCCUUCGCUUUCCGUUCUUCACGAGCGACAGCUCAUGUAUCUUGAUGUUUCUCUCGAGGAUUUGCAAUUGCUCGGCGGUAAGGAUGGUGAACGUGAAGCACGUCGCGUCCUUCCACGACUCAAAGAAUGGGCUCAAAGUCGAUCCUGUCGACAAGCCAUGUGGCAUGCCGGUCAGAUUUUGCGGGAAGCGCGUCGGACUGGUGAUCCCACCUUACGCAUAUCCACAGUUAUUGCAAUCUAUCACGCCAGUCUGAUUUUAUGGUCAUACUCAAUCAUACCAACAGCUCAUUUGUCGAAUAACUCGAUAGAUCUCGAUUCACAGUGGCAAAACAGAGGCCUUGAGCCGUCGUCUAGGGAGACGGAAAUAGUGUUAGACGGCGAUCACACCCCACUGGUGCAACAGUUUUGUGUGCUAGGGUUCGGAAAGCCUUGCAUCACGCGUGUUGUUGAAGGCACGAAUGGUGUUCAGUAUUCGGCUAUCGAAGUCAUACACCAGCCUGAGGUCAUGCUAGUCUUCAGAGAUGUGUUGUAUGAAAAGUGCACCCAUGGCUAUCAGGAUUGCCCGAGCUUAGUCGAUAACCUGAUCCGUCUCAUUGGGCAGCUCGGGCAGGCUGCAGAAGUGGUACAACGUCGGCAAACUCAGCGGGCGUAG